CUACACAGUGGAGCGAGCAAGCAACACUCUCUCUCCUCUCUCCUCUCUCUCUCUCCUCAUCUGAGCCGAAAGUGACGAGCCAAUGAAAACCAACAAUAUCAUCAUCAGCAGCAACAAAACUGUAUGAAUCCGAAAGCAAAAACAAGAAAAGCAAACCAAAACCAAAACGAGAAACAAAGCAAAACAUACCGCUAGUGGUUUACCUUUUGUUCUUCUCCUUACUCCAGCUCCAAACCCUCUAACUUUCAGCUUCCAAAACCCAAAUCCCGCACGCAAACCAUGCUGCUUCAACCCUUUAAGUCCUAGAAAAUGUCUCGUGGGUUAGACAUGGAAGCCAUCGAGAUCGGCGACACGGUGACGUUUCCUCUGGUUCUCAGGCCGUAGAACAGAGAUCGGUCUAACCAGCUGGGUGUACGAGGAAUCGUUCCACUCACUGAUUCCACUCGCUCAGUAACUCGUGUUUAUCAUCUCAAAACGAUUAUUGGGUAGUGGUCGUUUGGGGAGCAGAUCGGUUGUGGUUGCUGAUCUCGAAAUAUUUGUACAGCUUCUUUGUGUUUGGUGCUAACUCCGUUCCAGUUAAGGGUAGUGCUGUCCCUUGUCGGUUAAUCUCCAUCCUCUAUCCUCGAAAAGUUUAAUUUAUUUCUAAAUAAUUAGCUAUCAAAGUCUGCAAGUUUGCACAUUUGGGUGCAGACCCAGUUGUCGUUUUGGUCUGUUUUGGAGCUCUGAGGGUUUGAAAAGUGGUUUGGUCUUCUGGGUUUGGUGUAAUUUUCUGUGGGUUGGAAGUGAUUUCUGAGCUGAGAAUUUGGAAAUGGCUAUGUCCUGCAAGGAUGGUAAUAAACAUGCAUUGGAUAAUGGCAAGUAUGUGAGGUACACACCUGAGCAGGUUGAAGCCCUCGAGAGGCUGUAUCAUGAUUGCCCCAAACCCAGUUCGAUUCGUCGCCAACAGCUUAUUCGGGAGUGCCCGAUUCUCUCCCACAUCGAGCCAAAACAGAUUAAGGUCUGGUUCCAGAACAGAAGAUGUAGGGAGAAGCAGAGGAAAGAGGCUUCGCGCCUCCAAGCUGUCAACAGGAAGCUCACUGCUAUGAAUAAGCUACUAAUGGAAGAAAAUGAUAGGUUGCAGAAGCAGGUGUCUCACUUGGUGUAUGAAAAUGGUUACUUCCGUCAGCAUACCCAGGGGACAACGCUUGCAACCAAAGACACAAGUUGUGAAUCGGUGGUGACGAGUGGCCAACACCAUUUGACACCUCAGCAUCCGCCAAGGGAUGCAAGUCCUGCAGGACUUUUGUCCAUUGCAGAAGAAACUUUAGCAGAGUUUCUUUCAAAGGCUACUGGAACUGCUGUUGAGUGGGUCCAAAUGCCUGGAAUGAAGCCUGGUCCGGAUUCCAUUGGAAUCGUUGCUAUUUCUCAUGGUUGCACUGGAGUGGCAGCACGUGCCUGCGGCCUGGUGGGUCUAGACCCUACCAGGGUUGCGGAGAUCCUUAAAGAUCUACCUUUGUGGUUGCGUGAUUGCCGUGCUGUAGAUGUUUUAAAUGUAUUGCCUACAGCAAACGGUGGAACCAUUGAGCUGCUCUACAUGCAGCUCUAUGCGCCGACAACUUUGGCGCCUGCCUGUGAUUUCUGGCUGUUGCGCUAUACUUCUAUUUUAGAGGAUGGCAGCCUUGUGAUUUGUAUGAGAUCUCUGAAAAACACUCAGAAUGGUCCAACCAUGCCUCCAGUGCAGCAUUUUGUUAGAGCAGAAAUGCUGCCUAGUGGAUACCUUAUACGACCCUGUGAAGGGGGAGGUUCAAUCAUACAUAUCGUUGACCAUAUGGAUUUGGAGCCUUGUAGCGUGCCUGAAGUCCUGCGCCCAUUGUAUGAAUCAUCAGCUGUACUUGCUCAAAAGAUGACAAUGGCGGCUUUACGUCAGCUGAGGCAGAUAGCGCACGAGGUUUCCCAAUCUAAUGUCACAGGUUGGGGAAGACGCCCUGCAGCUCUACGAGCAUUAAGCCAAAGGCUUAGCAGGGGUUUUAAUGAGGCACUUAAUGGAUUUACUGAUGAGGGGUGGUCAUUGAUGGGAAAUGAUGGCAUGGAUGAUGUUACUAUCCUCAUAAACUCGUCUCCUGACAAGUUAAUGGGCUUAAACCUGUCCUUUGGUAAUGGAUUUCCAGCUGUCAGUAAUUCCGUCUUAUGUGCUAAAGCAUCGAUGCUGUUACAGAAUGUACCCCCUGCUAUACUUCUUCGGUUCCUACGCGAGCACAGAUCAGAAUGGGCAGACAACAAUAUUGAUGCUUACUCAGCUGCAGCUGUUAAAGUCGGGCCUUGUAGCUUAGCUGGGUCUCGAGUUGGAAGUUUCGGAGGUCAAGUUAUACUUCCCCUGGCCCACACUCUUGAGCAUGAAGAGUUCUUGGAAGUCAUUAAAUUGGAAGGUGUUGGCCAUUCUCCUGAAGAUGCAAUGAUGCCGAGAGAAAUGUUUCUUUUGCAACUGUGCAGUGGAAUGGAUGAGAAUGCCGUGGGUUCCUGUGCUGAACUCAUUUUCGCUCCCAUUGAUGCUUCUUUUGCUGAUGAUGCACCUCUUCUACCGUCUGGUUUUCGCAUCAUUCCUCUUGAUUAUGGGAAGGAAUCCACCAGUCCAAAUCGCACCUUGGACCUUGCUUCUGCUCUUGAAAUUGGGCCAACUGGAAAUAAAGGAUCUAGUGAAUAUUCUGCAAAUGCGGGUUGUGUAAGAUCUGUGAUGACUAUAGCAUUUGAAUUUGCUUGUGAGAGCCACAUGCAAGAGCAUGUAGCAUCCAUGGCCCGACAAUAUGUUCGCAGCAUUAUAUCAUCAGUUCAGAGGGUGGCAUUAGCUCUCUCUCCUUCACAUUUGAAUUCACAGGCUGGUCUUCGGUCACCACUUGGUACUCCUGAAGCGCAAACACUUGCUCGUUGGAUCUGUAACAGUUACAGGUGCUAUUUGGGCGUGGAGCUGCUCAAAUCUGGCAAUGAAAGAAGUGAAUCCAUCCUCAAAUGCUUGUGGCAUCACUCGGAUGCAAUUAUGUGCUGCUCUCUGAAGGCAUUGCCAGUUUUCACCUUUGCAAACCAGGCAGGGCUCGACAUGCUGGAGACCACCUUGGUUGCGCUCCAAGACAUAACUUUGGAAAAGAUAUUUGAUGACCAUGGACGAAAGACUCUAUGCUCGGAAUUCCCCCAAAUAAUGCAACAGGGUUUCACAUGUCUUCCAGGUGGCAUCUGUCUUUCCAGCAUGGGGCGACCGGUGUCAUAUGAGAGAGCGGUGGCUUGGAAGGUGCUGAACGAAGAGGAGACGGCUCACUGCAUGUGUUUCUUGUUUGUAAACUGGUCUUUCGUCUGAUAUCGGGACCAGGUCACAAAGACUAGAAGACAUAAUAUGAUAGGCUUGAGUAGUGGAAACUUUGAACCCUUCAUGUUUAAACUAUCUCCUGUCCUUUUGAUGUGAUAAAAUGCUGUAUGGAUGUUAUGACUUAAGUUUUCUUAGAUUCUUGUUGCGUACUC
Pyrus x bretschneideri (Chinese white pear) is the source of this 3486-nucleotide messenger RNA. RefSeq names its product homeobox-leucine zipper protein ATHB-15. The coding region runs from base 809 to 3325 and encodes 838 amino acids. NCBI's taxonomy places the organism in Eukaryota, Viridiplantae, Streptophyta, Magnoliopsida, Rosales, Rosaceae. The transcript is spliced from 18 exons. The record is from RefSeq and is a predicted model, not a curated record. Gene Ontology annotation, molecular function: DNA binding; lipid binding; DNA-binding transcription factor activity.